UAAGCCGGAAAAAGACGUGGCAAAGAGAACAGCUCACUUCCUGUAUUUUCCUUCUGUGUUUACAUCACGAAUGAUCGAAGUAAUGGUACAGUAGUUGGUUAUUCCUAAACGGAUAUCAAGCCGGAUCCCUUCGGACGAGUUUUGAAUUCCUUUUGAAGGGUUGACUUAGUGUGAGGAGCCCGCUGCUGUCGUACAUGAGGAGCGGCCAGGCGGCGUUCAGCGGCCGGAGGGGGUGACAAUGGCUGGCUUUCUGUUGGUGAUGGCCGGCGGGCUCCUGGAGCUCUGCGGCGGCGUCUUGGCAAACGGGAACGGUCAGCCAUCCUUCACUGAUGAAAUUCCUUUUAAAAUCGCCUGGCCCGGGCCUGAAUUCACACUGCCCAAUUCGGGCGCACUUUACAAGGACGACGACUUCGUCAUCAUAACCACGUUAGAGAAGGAGAAGUACAAAUGCCUCCUGCCUUCGCUGACCUCUGGAGAAGAGGACGGUGACAAAGAGUACACCGGCCCAAGUCCGUCUGAACUCCUGGAGCCUCUGUUCAAACGCAACAGCUGCUCAUACAAAAUUGAAUCUUACUGGACCUAUGAAGUAUGUCACGGUAAACAUGUAAGACAGUAUCAUGAAGAGAAGGAGACUGGUCAGAAAAUAGGUGUUCAAGAGUACUUCUUGGGAAAUUUAUCACGGAAAAGAAAAAGUACACAAAUGGAAAUUGUAUUUCUUCUGUCAGCUAAUGUUGAAGAGACAAAAACGACUCAGUCAACAACCGAAACAGAAGUGCUGUCUAAGAACAUUGAAGGUCAGCUGACGCCCUAUUACUCACUGGAGAUGGGAAAUGGGACACCUUGUGUGCUGAAGCAGAACGAGCCGCGCUCCACUUCCGUGCUGUACGUGUGUCACCCGGAGUCCAAACAUGAGAUCCUGUCGAUCGCUGAGGUCACCACCUGCGAGUAUGAGGUGGUGGUGCUGACACCCUUGCUCUGUGCACACCCGAAAUACAGAUUCAAGUCGUCCCCAGUCAACGCCAUCUUCUGCCAGGCGCUGGCUGGCUCACCGUUGCGGCCUCGGCGACUCACCCAGCUGGAUAAGGAGCAAGAGGAGCAGCUCAAACCUCCUUUCAGCGCCACCGCUGAGCACAGAGAGGCGGAGUCACCAACAAGAGAGGAGGCCUUCACUUCUUCACAAAAGUCCGUUGGGGGGCAGGCGGCUGGGGGCACCACUCGGAUAUCCCGGCUGACAGACGAGCAGCUUGUCAAGGAGUUUCUUAGCGGCUCUUACUGUUUACACGGGGGGGUUGGAUGGUGGAAAUAUGAAUUCUGCUAUGGAAAACACGUCCAUCAAUACCAUGAGGAUAAGGAGCAAGCAAAGAACAUUGUGGUGGUUGGAAACUGGAAUGCCGAGGAACACAUCGAGUGGUCCAAGGUGAACGUGGCUCGAUCUUACCACCUAAAAGACAGUGGAGUGCAGAAAGUCAAGCUGGUCUCUCAUUUCUACGGCCAUGGCGACCUAUGCGAUCUGACUGGAAAUCCUCGCCAAGUUAUUGUCAAGUUAAAAUGUAAAGAGUCCGAGUCUCCUCAUGCAGUCACCGUCUAUAUGCUGGAGCCUCAGACUUGCCAGUACGUCCUUGGGGUUGAAUCUACAGUCAUAUGCCGGAUUCUUGACUCGGCAGAUGAACACGGACUUCUGUCCUACUCCAGUUGAGUGGCCCAAAGAUCAUGUGGUGAGAACAAGAGGAGAAGCCCAAGUAGUACAUUUAAAGGAGAAGGACGUACAAAUAGGUGUGAUGUGACAUUUAAGACCAACAAAGGUUCAUACUGUGGUGAUUUUAAGGCUGGACUUGAGGAUGCUCAGGAGCUGAAGAGACGAUUCAGGCAUCCUGAUAUGACCUGCGGAUUAAACCACAUGAUGGCCUCACUCAGAUAGCUUGUUUCUUAAAUAAAUCAAGGACAAUGUGGAUUCACUGUCCGCAUUUCUUAUAUUUGCUCAAAAUGAUUUUUAUAAUGUACAAGAUCAUGGCUGUGUGUGUGCGCAGGGAAGGGAUGACAAAAAAUUGGCAGAUACUUUUAUUAUGGGUGAGUGUAACUUAUGCAUAAAUGGCUGUUUUGAAAUGACAUGCAAGUUUGAUUAAAAUGAAUUUGUAACUUUA
This is a messenger RNA of Syngnathoides biaculeatus (alligator pipefish), 2141 nucleotides long. It is a transcript of the gene erlec1, whose product is annotated as endoplasmic reticulum lectin 1. Gene Ontology annotation, cellular component: endoplasmic reticulum lumen. NCBI's taxonomy places the organism in Eukaryota, Metazoa, Chordata, Actinopteri, Syngnathiformes, Syngnathidae. The coding region runs from base 239 to 1696 and encodes 485 amino acids. Gene Ontology annotation, biological process: endoplasmic reticulum unfolded protein response; retrograde protein transport, ER to cytosol. The record is from RefSeq and is a predicted model, not a curated record. The transcript is spliced from 14 exons.